Molecule: messenger RNA, 2127 nt
Organism: Malassezia pachydermatis
Lineage: Eukaryota; Fungi; Basidiomycota; Malasseziomycetes; Malasseziales; Malasseziaceae
Product: acetyl- synthetase-like protein
Exons: 1
Coding region: 1-2127 (708 amino acids)
Biological process (GO): long-chain fatty acid metabolic process
Cellular component (GO): endoplasmic reticulum; membrane
Molecular function (GO): long-chain fatty acid-CoA ligase activity
Source: RefSeq, a predicted model, not a curated record
AUGACUACGUAUACGAAUGAGGAACUGGCUGCCCGCUGGGCAGCUCACCUCGACAAGCAGAUGAUCGAGGUGCCGAACACGAAGAAGCCGGGCUUCUCGCCGAUUUACCGCAACGCGGCAUUCCCCAAUGACCCGCCGUCGAUGAGUGCCUAUGAUGCCUUCAUGAAGAGCACGACGCGCAACCCUGGUGCCAAGUGCCUGGGUCACCGUCCGUGGGACGAAAAGAAGGGCGACCUGGCGAACCACUUUGUCUGGCGCACGUACGCGGACGUGCAGACAGAGGCUACGGCGCUGGGUUCUGCCAUGACGAAGUUCUGUGAGGAUGGUCGGCUGUCUUCGCGCGACUCGUCGAAGGUGAGCGACGCUGGUAUGACCGAGUGGACGAUGGCGUACUGGGGUGCGAACCGCCCUGAGGCCUCGAUUGUGUCGCUGGCGCAGGUGGCCUACUCGCGUGUCUCGGUGUCGAUGUACGACAACUUUGACGCGACUGGCUCGUGCUACAUUUUGCAGCACAGUCAGACGCGUGUGCUCGUGUGCCCGUCGCAGUACGUCCCGAUUGUGAUGCGCAAUGCGGAGAAGCUGCCGGCGCUGCGCAUGAUCAUUCUGCUGGACCGCCCUGGUCCGUCGAAGCUCAUGCUGGGUGAGAUGAAGAAGGACCAGCUCGUGCGUGAGUGGGCGUCGCAGUUCAACAUCCAGAUCAUGGAGUACGCUGACGUGAUUGCGCUGGGUAUGAAGGACCUGCGUCCGCACGUCGUGAACAACUCGCCGGACGCGCUCUUCUCGCUGUGCUACACGAGUGGUACGACGGGUCUUCCGAAGGCUGUGCGCAUUACCAACAGUAACACGUCUGCUGCGCUGGAGGGUCUGCGCUGGAUCGUGGGUGAUAUGGAGAUGGUCACCAUCUCGUACCUGCCGUUGGCGCACAUUCUGGAGCGUGGCUGGGAGAUGUUCAUCAUGUACAUGGGUGGCUCGAUUGGCUACUUCUCUGGCAGCAUUGAGCGUCUGCCUGAGGAUCUGCAGAUCCUGAAGCCGACGAUGCUUCCAAGUGUCCCGCGUGUGCUGAACCGUAUUGCGGGUCAGAUUCAGGCGCAGAUGGACAGUCCUGGCCUGAAAGGCAAGCUGCUGACCAAGGCUGUGACGACCAAGCUGGCGAACUACGAGGCCACGGGCGCGAUUACGCAUGCGUUCUGGGACCGCCUGGUCUUCCGCAAGGUCCGUGCGAUGCUCGGUGGCCGUGUGCAGUUUGUGCUGACAGGCAGUGCGCCGUGCCGUAAGGACGUGCUGAAGCUGCUGCGUAUUGCGCUGUGUGUCGAUGUGCGUGAGGCGUACGGCCAGACGGAGAACUGUGCCUAUGCGACAUUCAUGGCGCCGAACGACCGCAACGUGGGCUGUGUCGGCCCGGUGAACCCUGGUGUGGAACUGCGUCUGCGUGACUGCCCUGAGCUGGGUUACACGUCAGACGACAAGCCGUUCCCGCGUGGUGAGAUUGUGCUGCGCAGUCUGAGUGUGUUUAGCGGCUACGAGGGCGAUGAGAAGAAGACCAAGGAGACGCUGCUGCCGGGCGACGACGGCAAGGGUGACUGGCUGCUCACCGGUGACGUCGGCCAGGUGGACCAGUGGGGCCGUGUGCAGAUCAUUGACCGUGUGAAGAACUUGGUCAAGCUGGCGCAGGGUGAAUAUAUCGCGAUUGAGAAGGUGGAGAGCAUCUUUGCGUCGCUGCCGCUGGUCCAGCAGGUGUGGCUCUACGGAGACUCGUACCAGCCGCACCUGGUCGCCAUGGCUGUGCCGGAGCCUGACACGUUUGCGUCGUUCGCGAGCACGGUGCUGGGCAAGACGGUGCGCUCGGAGGACCAAGCGGCGAUGGAAACGGCUGUCAACGAUCCGAAGGUGGUCGAGGCGGUGCUGCGUGAGUUUAUCAAGCUCGGCAAGCAGCAGGGCCUGGGCUCGCUGGAGCAGAUGCGUGCGCUGAAGCUGCGUCUCGACCCCUUCUCGCCGGAGAAUGGCCUGAUGACGCCCACGCUCAAGGUCAAGCGCCAGGAGGCUGCGAAGGUCCUCAAGGCCGACCUUGAUGAGCUGUACGCACGCACGCCGUACGACCUGAACUCGGUCAAGGCGGCCAAGCUGUAA